Hyphopichia burtonii NRRL Y-1933 is the source of this 1113-nucleotide messenger RNA. RefSeq names its product Pzf1p (gene PZF1). The annotation marks the transcript as partial. The record is from RefSeq and is a predicted model, not a curated record. Lineage: Eukaryota; Fungi; Ascomycota; Pichiomycetes; Serinales; Debaryomycetaceae. Gene Ontology annotation, biological process: regulation of transcription by RNA polymerase II. Gene Ontology annotation, molecular function: RNA polymerase II cis-regulatory region sequence-specific DNA binding; DNA-binding transcription factor activity, RNA polymerase II-specific. Gene Ontology annotation, cellular component: nucleus. The transcript has a single exon.
CCCAAGAAGUAUAAAUGUGAGUAUGAAGGGUGUGAUAAAAUCUAUAAUAGGCCAUCUUUAUUAAAGCAACAUGAACGAUCUCACACUGGUGAAAGACCCUUUGUUUGUAAGUAUGAAGGUUGUGGGAAAGCAUUUUUACGUAAUUACCAUCUUAAUACUCAUCACAUAUCCCAUGAGAGUCUGGAAAAUAAACCAUUUCAUUGCUCUGUAUGUGGUAAAGGGGUUAAUAGUCCUCAGCAUUUAAAACGUCAUGAAGUUACUCAUACUAAAGCUUUCAAGUGUACUUGGGAGGGUUGCUCGGAAGCCUUCUAUCGUCAUCCAAGUUUAAGACAUCACAUUUUAUCGGUUCAUGAGAAAACAUUAACUUGUAAAAUUUGUGGUAAAACUUUCCCUAAACCAAGUAAAUUAGCUAAUCAUACAAUUAAAUUUCAUAGUGAUUCUCCAAUAUAUCAAUGUGACCAUACUGGUUGCUUCCGUAAUUUCCCAACAUGGUCUGCUUUACAAUUACAUAUGAAAACUGAACAUCCAAAAAUUAAAUGUACCAUUUGUGGGAAAGGGUGUGUUGGUGAAAAAGGUCUUAAAUCUCAUAUGAUGAGUCAUGAUACUACUAAUCUGGUUAAGAUUUGGAAUUGUAAAUAUUGUGAAGAAGGUAAAUUUAUGAAAAAAUUAGAUCUUAUAAAACAUUAUAGAGAAUUUCAUGAUGGUAAUGUUCCUCCUGAUUUAUUAAAAGCUCAUGAAAGAUUAGAGCUUCAAAAACUUUUAAGUGAAGCAGAAUCUACUCAAAUAAAUAAAUCCUCUCUUAAAGAUUUGGAAAAUAAUGGCUUUAAAGAAAUCUCAGAUAAUGAUGAGAGCUCAGAUGAAGAAGAUAUCAUUUCUGGCUAUAAACAAUCAAUGAGAUCAAUCGAAUCUUUUACUUCAACCGUUCAAUCGGGUAAAUUUUCAAUUGUUGAUCUUUUAUCCUCCAAUUAUCAAACUAAAAGAAUUGAGUGUCCUAAAAAAUAUUGUGAUAGGAAAUUUAGAAGAGAAUAUGAUUUAAGACGUCACUUAACCUGGCAUGAAGCUCAUUUGAAGAAAAUUGAAGAAUUUCUUCAAUCUUUGGAACAGGAAGAAUCU